Messenger RNA from Lynx canadensis (Canada lynx), 657 nucleotides. RefSeq names its product olfactory receptor 13C9-like. The record is from RefSeq and is a predicted model, not a curated record. Gene Ontology annotation, biological process: G protein-coupled receptor signaling pathway. Gene Ontology annotation, cellular component: membrane. Gene Ontology annotation, molecular function: olfactory receptor activity. NCBI's taxonomy places the organism in Eukaryota, Metazoa, Chordata, Mammalia, Carnivora, Felidae.
AUGCUACUUUCCCUUGUUCUGCGGAUGCCUCCACCAAAUUCCUUAGGGGAGUAUGUGGCUACUUGCAACCCUGUAAGAUAUCCUCUCAUUCUGAGCAAGGAUUCAUAUGUGCCCAUGGCAGCUGGGUCCUGGUUUGCUGGGGUUAUCAACUCUGCAGUACAAACUGCAUUUGUGGUACACUUGACCUUCUGUAGGAAUAAUGUCAUCAAUCAUUUCUCCUGUGAACUUCUUGCUAUCAUGAAACUGGCCUGUGUUGACAUCUCAGGCAGUGAGUUCGUCAGGCUCAUGGUCACACACCGUAUAUUGACUGUUAAUAAUCAUAUCUUUUACACGUUAAUCAUUGUAAGCAAUAUUUGCUUUUCUAAGGGGAGAAACAAAGUAUUCUACACCUGCUCAGCCCAUCUGACUGUGGUAAUAAUAUUCUACAGAACCAUUCUCUUCAUGUACAUGAAGCCCAAGUCUAAAGACACACUUAAUUCAGAUGAUUUCAAUGCUACUGACAAACUGAUAUCCGUGUUCUAUGGGGCGAUGACUCCAAUGAUGAAUCCUUUAAUCUACAGUCUCAGAAACAAGGAUGUGAAGGAGGCAAUAGAGAAUCUCAAGCAGGCUCUACUCCCAACACAGAGUCCUAUCUGCAGCUCGAUCUUAGGACUGUAG